This is a messenger RNA of Eimeria mitis, 2025 nucleotides long. RefSeq lists its product as uncharacterized. Gene Ontology annotation, molecular function: protein binding. Gene Ontology annotation, biological process: ribosomal large subunit biogenesis. NCBI's taxonomy places the organism in Eukaryota, Apicomplexa, Conoidasida, Eucoccidiorida, Eimeriidae. The record is from RefSeq and is a predicted model, not a curated record. Gene Ontology annotation, cellular component: preribosome, large subunit precursor; nucleolus.
AUGGAAUUCGUCGUGGGGGAUCACUCGGGCCUGUGCAAGGAGCUCUCUUGGCUGUCCGCCGAUACCCGGCGUACACGCAUUAUAAAGAGGGCCAAGCAGAACCGUUCUUUGGCUGUCACUUCCCUCUGUUGGGCAGGAGCUUCAGGCGGAAGAGAGGCUUCGGAGAUUGCAGUUGGCCGUGCAUGCGGAUCCGUGGAGGCGUUCGCAACAUCUAAUGUCGUUUGUGAGGCCCCUCUUGAUGCUGCAUCUAUUGCGGGAGUGGGUUCCCUUCAGCUGCCUUUGCGAUCCUUCCAGCUGCCGUCAGCACCUGUAGCUCUUUCACUAAUUGGAUCAGCGAAAUCACGCGCCUACACGCGUUCGCUGCUUUGCAAAUCAUGGCUGGCGAGCGGUGUAACACCGGGCGAAGCAUCGCUGCGCGAUGCCCUGCUGCCAUCACCCACAGAAGCUGAAGCCGAUGCAGCAGAGGACUCAGCCUGCAGCACAAGUUCCAGCAGGUUGUUGCUUGCCAUUGGCCAAAAGGGUCAUGCCUGCGUGGUGGAGUGGGAAGAAUGUUUCCACACACGUCUUCUCGAGACGCCAAGUGAUCCAGGAGAAGCUGCCGCAUCUCUUGAGGAGGCCGUUGAUGGGGAGAUAGAGGACGUGACAGUGCAGUUUCUUCCCAUAGAGAAGAAUCCCAAUGCUGAGCCUUGCGCUGUGCAGACAGCGACCAAAAGCAACUCGUUUUGCUGUAGAGCUGCGUACCUGCUUCCAGCCCCCAUAGCUGCCGCCAGCAGCCAUCCCUUUUGCCAUAGUCUACUGGCCUUCGGCGGAAAGGAAAACGACGCGAAGGUUGUGCCAGCAGCCAUCCCUUUUGCCAUAGUCUACUGGCCUUCGGCGGAAAGGAAAACGACGCGAAGGUUGUGGAUCUUGACUAUGGAAAGACCAUUUGCGGUGACUCAGAUAGACUGGCUGCUACCAAUACACCCCAUGGUGCUGGGCGUGGGCACGGCAAAGGGAGCGAUGCGUUUCUAUGACUUACGCUGCCAACGCCGGCCUGUGCUAGAACUUUGCGAGGCUACGCAGGAGAAGCGGCCCGUCACUGCCCUGUGCGUCCGCCCUACAGAUGAGGUGUUGCAGAGCAAGAUGGGCAUCCGGACAGCACUGGCUCGCGCGGCAGAGGCUGCAGCUUCUUGCACCAGCUGCGAACCCAAGACGAGCCAGGCAUCUGCCAAAAUUGCAGACGACGAUGGCCUUUUGUCCAAGAAAAAAAACUCUCCUGGAGAGCGCAAAGACUCUGCCACCGUCUACUAUGCGGACUCGUAUGGGAUGGUCUACGGCAUACAAGUGCAGAGCGGCUCUGCCUUGCUGCGUCUGGCUGAUAAGACUUGUCCUAAGUACAACCCUUCAUCUUACCGCUCGCUCGAUGAUAUCCCGCAGGUAGAUCAUCCACCCGAAGUAAAGAGAAAGCUUAUCGCUGCGAUGCUGGAUAAGCAAAGAGAAAGGCGUUCGUCGAAGAAGAACGAUCACCCAGUUUCCACCGCUGCAUGCGCGGAUUUGCAGCUUGCCGCUGUUCCUUUCGGAGGGUUUAAAGGAGUCAUGGGAGCAAUCGUCGGCCUAGGACUAGAUCCUGCUGGGGAACACCUUAUUGCUGUGGGAUUGGGUCGUUACGCCUACGUAUUCAAUGCGAAGUCGCGCAAGCUGUGCGAAAAGGUAUUUCUCAAGCAGAAGCUCACAUGUCUUCUAGCUGGAGCGGGGGAGGCGGCUGGCGGAGUAAGGCGACGCGCAUUAAAAAGGAAGAAAGCAGCAAGCGAGAGUAGCGGCAGCGAAUCGGACGCAAGCAGUUCAGAGCUGGAAAGAGGGAACGACGGAGACAGCGACAGCGACAGUUCAACUGCUUCUUCGUCAAGCACAGGGGCACACAGUAGCCGAAAAGCUGGGCGCCUCGACAGGGAGCAGCAGGCUGGCACCUCUGUUCUUCCCCCUAAGCGGAAGGCUGCACCGGAUGGUAAAUUCAAGAAGAAGAAAAAGCUCUCUAUCCAGCCGUAG